Molecule: messenger RNA, 901 nt
Organism: Apaloderma vittatum (bar-tailed trogon)
Lineage: Eukaryota; Metazoa; Chordata; Aves; Trogoniformes; Trogonidae
Gene: ARL5A
Product: ADP-ribosylation factor-like 5A
Exons: 5
Coding region: 61-489 (142 amino acids)
Biological process (GO): vesicle-mediated transport; protein localization to Golgi membrane; intracellular protein transport
Cellular component (GO): trans-Golgi network; cytoplasm
Molecular function (GO): GTP binding; GTPase activity
Source: RefSeq, a predicted model, not a curated record
AAAGUAAUCAUUGUUGGUCUGGACAAUGCGGGAAAAACGACCAUUCUUUAUCAAUUCUCCAUGAACGAAGUGGUGCACACCUCGCCCACCAUCGGGAGCAACGUGGAAGAGAUUGUGGUGAACAACACACGCUUUCUCAUGUGGGAUAUCGGAGGGCAGGAGUCUCUCCGCUCGUCGUGGAACACCUACUACACAAACACGGAGUUUGUGAUAGUCGUCGUGGACAGCACGGACAGAGAGAGGAUUUCCGUGACUAAAGAAGAGCUGUAUAAAAUGUUAGCCCACGAGGACUUAAAAAAAGCAGGUUUGCUGAUCUUUGCUAACAAGCAAGAUGUUAAAGAGUGUAUGACAGUAGCGGAAAUCUCUCAGUUUCUGAAACUGACUUCAAUUAAGGAUCAUCAGUGGCACAUUCAGGCGUGCUGUGCUCUAACUGGAGAGGGGUUGUGCCAAGGACUCGAAUGGAUGAUGUCAAGACUUAAGAUCAGAUGAUUUUUAAUGACCUCUUUGCACAGACAUUGCUUACAAAGAGCUGUACCCGUGAUUGACCUUCACAGUGGCAGAAUUACUGGGUUAGAUGUAUUUAUACUGAACUGAUUUCGACUUUAUUUUCUACGUAGAUGCACACACACAUAUGUGUAUGUAAAUUAAGACCAUUCAGCAAAAAGAAAGGCAGUUGACAGCUCCUGUUUGGUUUCCCGUUUGUUUUUCCUCCAAGGAUGCAUUUAAAAGCUGUGAUCGACCCUCGCUGCAGGAUCCAGCCGCUCGGAGCAGCCCGGCCCUGGGCGUGGAGAAGCUGAAGUGAGAGGAAGGAGCUUUGAAUUUUGAGUUCUGUUAUUCCAUUGUAGUCCGCUCUAGUCGAAGGUGUUGGCUUCAUUAUUCCAGUAAAUCAGCAAGCAAAUCA